UGUACAAGUACGAGGGUAUAAAAACUUUCUAUACACCACCCACCCACUCACUCACUCCCUAAGGCCUAAGGUUGAACGAGCCCUUCCUACUAAUCCUGUUUCCCCUUGAAUCACAAUGACUGAGAAGCAAGAUAUCACCGAUCAACCUUCAGCCCAAGAAGCCGAAACCCAAAAUGGCCAAACCGAAGAGACUAAGGUUGACUCAAACGGUCAACCAUCUGAUGAAGAGGACCAUGAAUCGCUGUAUCCUCUGACUAUUCAUCUGCCCCACGAACCGAAUAAGAUCAAUGUGAUGGUCUCGCCUCAAGAGCAAGUCCACGAGUUGCGUCAGUCUAUUAUCGAACUACCUUCCGCUUUUCAAUAUUCCUGCUUCCACCUCGACCACGCGGGGGAACGAAUCAACGACUUUGUCCAAAUUUCAGACGUAGAAGGACUUGGUCCAGAAGCUGAGAUACGAUUGGUAGAGGAUCCAUAUACCGAGAAAGAGGCUAGAAUACAUGUCAUCCGAAUUCGGGACUUAGUGGGUGCUGCGGGGGAUCGGACUGAUACCCUACAAGGGGUUUUGCCCGGAGUCUCUCUCUUCGAUUCCGUCACCACCAGCGCCAAGGACAACGACAAUGUUCAGGCUAGUGCUUAUGACUUCGAUGCUCCUGCGAAGCCUUUAACCCUUAUACCGGCAGAGGAAGAACCUGCCCCUAAGACCGUAAAGUCCAUUGCUCUGUCGCCAUGGAAUCCCCCGCCCUACCACCUUAGGCAGAAGGGUCACUUGCUCUACCUACUCAUUACCACAAAUGAAGGAGAGCAAUACCAGAUCACGUCUCACAUUGGCGGGUUUUACGUUAACAAGUCAUCGAAUAGCAAAUUUGAUCCUUUGCCACGAGCAGCCCCUAAAGGACACUCUGCGCAUUCGUUAUUAACACUGCUAACUCAGAUUUCACCUUCAUUCUCGGAAUCCUUCGAACAGUUGUUGCAGUACAACAACCGUAAGGACCCCUUGGCUACAUUUCAGAUGACAAAUGCCAUUCCUGCGGCGCCGUGGUUGGUUCCGUCUCAAAAUUCGUCGCUGUGCGCCCAUACUCCUGAUAUCACGAGAACCCAGGAGGGCUACCUUAUCUCCGGCAUUGACAACACUGAUACGUUGAGAGACUGGAAUGAAGAGUUCCAAUCGGCACGUGAAUUGCCCAAGGAGACGGUUCAGGAUCGCGUCUUCAGGGAGCGAUUCAUUUCGAAGCUUUUCGCCGACUACUCUGACGCUGCUGCCAGGGGAGCUAUCCUAGUUGCCCGCGGCGAGGUCACUCCGCUAAAUCCCACCGAAGACCGUGAUGCACAAAUAUUUGUCUACAACAACGUGUUUUUCUCCUUUGGAGCCGAUGGCGUGGGUACUUUCACGUCAGAGGGUGGUGAUGAUGCUGCAAGAGUGGCCACUGGAAAAGACGUCAACGGAGUGCGCUUAGUUAACCAACUCGAUAUCGAUGGCCUUUACAGCCCUGCAACCGUAGUGGUUGACUAUCUUGGGAAGCGAAUUGUUGGUCAAACUGUCGUUCCGGGUAUUUUCAAGCAGCGGGAACCUGGUGAGAAUUCUAUCGAAUAUGGUGCGGUAGAAGGCAAGGAAAUUGUUGCGGCUGAUGAACGCUUUGCGGCAACCUUUGAGAAACUCUCCAAAGCCCUGUACGUUAAAAAACAUCCGGUUUGGGACAAGGAUGGUAAACGCUUCGACCUAGAAGCCAGCGUCGAGACUAAGGGCUUGAUGGGCACAGAUGGCAGAAAAUAUGUCCUCGACCUAUACCGCAUUACCCCCUUGGACGUAUUGUGGUUGGAAGAGAAUAGCGCUGUCGAGGAACAGAAGACUGAAUCGGAUUACCCCCAUCGGAUGACCGUCUUGCGACCAGAGCUCGUAGAAUAUUGCCGAAAUCACAAUUGGCACCAGUGGGUAAAUAAGGAGCUCGAAAGGUUGAAGCAAAAGUCCAAAUCUAAGUCAGAAGCCGAGAAAACUGGCGAAGAAGAAAAACCUCUAUCUAUAGAGGAAAAGACUACGGAAGGAAAGGAAGAAGAAAAAGAACAAGAGGAAGAAGAAGAAGAAGAAGAAGGAAAAGAAGAGGAGAAGCCUACAGAGCCAAGCGAGGAAACCGCAACAGAAGACGAGGAACGUAUCGACGCUUCAGAAUUUCAUUUCGCGCUCAACCCAGAUGCAUUCAGUGGCCAGGUCCCCCAGACUGAUGCCGAGAAGGAGGAACUGGCUGCUGACGAGGAGGACGUCCGAAAUGCCUGCAAGUAUCUACGCGAAUCGGCAAUUCCCGAUUUCGUCAACGAUAUUAAAGUCUCGGAUCUACCAUUUCCCAUGGAUGGCAUAUCUCUCUCUAAGAUGAUGCACAAGCGCGGAAUUAACAUUCGAUACCUUGGCAAGAUAGUCUCUCUUUGCGAGGGUCCUAGGCUUUUACGCCUCCGCGAUUUAUGUUUGAACGAGAUAAUAUCGAGAGCAUUCAAGCAUGUCGCAGGCAAAUAUUUACGAUACUUACCCAUUUCCCUAACCUCUUCCUGCAUCGCCCAUCUUCUCAACUGCCUUCUUGGGUCUGGGUUCAACAGUAACCCUACUGCUGAUAUCGACGAGUCUCUGAAAGCAUUGUACCCAGAAGCCGACCUUUCAUUUGCCAGCGCCACACCUGAAAGCCUCCGAAAGGAGAUCGCCGCACAGGUAUUUCGUCGAUUCAGGUUCACACUGGAUUCAGACCUACAAUUCCAGAUAAAACACCUGCAACUUCUCCGUGAAGUGUCUUUGAAGCUCGGCUUCCAAUUGCAGGCAAAGAACUUCCAAUUCACCUCCGAUUCCAGCACUGGAAAUACUACCACCGCAACCACAAAUGGUGUCAAUGGUCAUGCGAGCAGUGACGGCAAGAAGAAAAAGAAGAAGUCAAGGGACGGAUCCCCGUCUUCUAUUUCUUCCGUUACUAUUCCAACUACCUUCACUCCAGAUGAUGUUGUAAACGUCGUCCCUAUCAUCAAAGAUUCUGCGCCGAAGAGUGCUAUUUCCGAAGAGGCUCUGGAAGGUGGCCGCCACUCCAUCAUGCAAAAUAACAGAAAAAUUGGUCAGGAGUUGUUAUUGGAGAGUCUGACUCUCCACGAGCAAAUUUACGGAAUCCUUCACCCAGAAGUUGCGCGAGCUUACUCUAGCUUGGCACAAGUCUAUUACCAUCUUGAGGAGAAGGAGGCUGCAGUCGAUCUAGCGAGAAAAGCAGUUAUCGUAUCAGAGCGCACGAUAGGCGUCGACUCUGCGGAGACACUUCUCUACUACCUGAAUCUUGGACUUUACGUACAUGGAUCUGGUGACAGCAAGAACGCCCUGACAUAUGUCAAACAUGCCCUUGAUUUAUGGAAGAUAAUUUAUGGACCAGACCACCCGGACUCGAUCACAACUCUAAAUAAUGCAGCUGUCAUGCUCCAGCAUAUGCAAGCAUACCAUGAAUCUCGAAUCUGGUUUGAGCAAGCCCUCGCUGUUUGCGAGCGCGUGAUGGGCAAGCAGUCUCUCCCAGCUGCUAGCCUCCUCUUCCAGCUUGCCCAAGCGCUAGCUUUGGACAACGAGUCCAAGGCCGCUCUCGGUAAGAUGCGAGAAUGCUACACUAUCUUUUUACACCAGCUCGGCCCGGAGAAUAACAACACCAAAGAGGCUGAGACCUGGUUGGAGCAACUGACGCAGAACGCCGUCGCGAUCGCAAAGCGGGACAAGGACGCCCAGGCGAGACGUCUACGAGCCGGGAUACACUUCCCACCGCGCAACGUCGCUCUCGGCGGCGGUGCCGGUGUUACGGUUCAGCCCGCGGCUCUGAGCGCGGGCAGGUCAGACAAGCCCGAUGCUAGAAGCAUCGAUGACCUCAUCAAGUUCAUUGAGGGCAAUACGGCUCAGAAAAAGAGCACCAAGAAGCGCACCGCGCGCACAGGACCCAAGACCCGAGUGGGCGCAGCUGCUUAACGAUGAACUGAUAGACGCCAGAAAUGAUUGGGUACGGAUAACGGGGAAUGAAGU
This is a messenger RNA of Annulohypoxylon maeteangense, 4018 nucleotides long. Its product is annotated as clustered mitochondria-domain-containing protein. Gene Ontology annotation, biological process: intracellular distribution of mitochondria. The transcript is spliced from 4 exons. Gene Ontology annotation, molecular function: mRNA binding; protein binding. The coding region runs from base 116 to 3964 and encodes 1282 amino acids. The record is from RefSeq and is a predicted model, not a curated record. Gene Ontology annotation, cellular component: cytoplasm. Lineage: Eukaryota; Fungi; Ascomycota; Sordariomycetes; Xylariales; Hypoxylaceae.